AUGGCGAGUAAAAAUUUAGUUAGCUGGCUAACAAGAUGGAAACUUUUUUCCAAACUUCGACUUGCUCUAGAGAAAGGUUUUGACCCAAAUUUUGUGUUAAAGCCCAAACAAAUCAUUUGCUUUGAACAACUAAUUAAUGGAAACGAUACUCUUGCGGUUUUGCCUACUGGAUAUGGGAAAUCCAUUUUGUACCAGUUACUUCCUUUUCGCGCUAUCAUUGAGGAUCAACAAAAAAUUUUGAGCCAAAGAGGUGUAGAAGUUGCUACACUUACUUAUGAAAGGGAAGAAUGUACAGAAGAUCUUUUUGCACAUUUGAAUACGGAAGAUCCUGUCGAACCAAAUUUCAGAGUUUCACAUGAAAUAAAAAAUGGAGAUAUUGAUUUUUUAUUUGGACAUCCAGAAGCAUUUUUGUCACACACAGGAAGAAAUUUACUAAAAUCAAAAAUUUAUCAGGAUAAUGUUGUUGCAUGUGUAGUAGACGAGGCACAUUGUGUGGAAUUGUGGUAUAUAUAUAUAUUAUGUUUUUAUAUCGUUUCAGGGGACUGGAAUUUAGAAAAAGCUUUCAAGAUUUGGUUGUCUUAA
Messenger RNA from Hydractinia symbiolongicarpus, 582 nucleotides. Its product is annotated as probable ATP-dependent DNA helicase RecS. Gene Ontology annotation, cellular component: chromosome; cytoplasm; nucleus. Gene Ontology annotation, molecular function: four-way junction helicase activity; nucleic acid binding; 3'-5' DNA helicase activity. The record is from RefSeq and is a predicted model, not a curated record. The transcript has 3 exons. Lineage: Eukaryota; Metazoa; Cnidaria; Hydrozoa; Anthoathecata; Hydractiniidae. The coding region runs from base 1 to 582 and encodes 193 amino acids. Gene Ontology annotation, biological process: double-strand break repair via homologous recombination; telomere maintenance.